This is a messenger RNA of Numida meleagris (helmeted guineafowl), 4454 nucleotides long. RefSeq names its product VPS11, CORVET/HOPS core subunit (gene VPS11). Bases 1552 to 4341 code for a protein of 929 amino acids. Gene Ontology annotation, biological process: endosome organization; vacuole organization; vesicle-mediated transport. Gene Ontology annotation, molecular function: protein binding; protein-macromolecule adaptor activity. Gene Ontology annotation, cellular component: HOPS complex; endosome. Lineage: Eukaryota; Metazoa; Chordata; Aves; Galliformes; Numididae. The transcript has 17 exons. The record is from RefSeq and is a predicted model, not a curated record.
UCCGCCGGUACUGGGUCGGCGUCCUCGGGAAGUGCUGGGCUGAGGCCACCGGGUCAGAGCCGCGUGCGUUCUCUGUGCUUUCCUGGAGAAAAUGGGCUCUCCCUGUCGGGGAGCCACUUCCCGUAGGCACAGCCGGCCCCGGGCUGAGCGAGCGUGUUCCCCACAGUGUCCCCGGCAACCAGGAAACAGCCCUGGGGCUGCCGCGCCCCCUGCGCUCUGCGCCAACGGGAGAGAAAACGAUGGCACCCGCUCUUCUGCCACAUCCGAGCCCUGUUUCUCCCUGUAUAAUGCUGCAUUUUUGUUUCAGAAAUCUGAGGCGCUGACCGAACUUUCAGGUUGGAUAUAAGAGAAAGCUUCAUCUCCAAAAUACUGGUGCUGCACUGGCAUAGCUGCCCAGGGAGGUGGUGGGGUCACUGUCCCUGAGGGUGUUCCAGAACCGUGGGGAUGUGGUGCUGAGGGACGUGGGCAGUCGCCAUGGUGGGGGUAGGUUGGCCUUGGCCUUGGGGAUCUUAGAGGUCUUUUCCAACAUGAAUGAUUCUGUGACUCCAUUAGUAAUUCCAGCAUGAUGCACACUCGCUGCGAUCGAAGCAGCUUUUUCUUCCAAGUCCCUACAUUGCACAAAAUACUAUCUAACUUUUCUCAGUCAAAAAUUAGUUCUAUUCCUGACUGCUUUCAUCCACGUAAAAUCUCACAAUGUUGGUCCAAAAAGCAAUUAAUUCUUGUUUGUGGGAGAAAUCUUACUUUGCAGGAACUUUGAACGCUGCACGGUACAAUGCCACUUUUGGCCCGAAAUUCGUGUUACAGAAGCAUUUCUUCUCACUGCUAGAGGAUCCGCAGUUACAAAAACGUCCUCAAGUGCCUCUCAGCAGCAUCGUGCUCUUCACAGAGCGGGCGGCUCCCGCAGUUCCCGAAGCAGCUCCAACAGCCGCGGAGAGCUCGUGCCCUCUAGCGGUCAGUACCGCUGUACCCGGCUCUGUACAGGGAGCUCCGCUGCACCGCAGUGGCCAAGGCUGAGAGCGGCGCCCGGUUUAUGUGCCUGAAGGAGGUUGGGGUGGCCUGUAGUAGGUGGAAAUAAAGCCAGGUUAAGAACCAGGACUGCCAUCAAUAUCUGAAGCUGUGGAUUAGAUGCAGGCAAUGUUACUUUUUCGCAACUCCAGAUCAGCCACCCUGGCAUCAUUUCUGGCAGCCUAUAAUUGGGCUAAUAAUCCAAACUGCAAAAUGGAGACAAAACACUAAGAAUACUAAAGUUCUGAAUUUUCUUUCUAAGGCCAAGCAGGUACAAGAUAUCAGAUAUGAAGCAGUGAAACUGCAGUGCGUUGGACUGUUGGAAGAUGUCCACCACAACUAAAUGGAAGAGCCAUUUCAUUUAAGAUUUUAAAGGAAACCAGAGAGACUUCUGAGAGCUGGCAAAACCCGCCCCCGAGCCUCUCUCCUCAACUGCGCUCACGCGCGACAGCACAUGCGCAGUGCGCCAGAUCGCGCGCUCCGGCGUCCUUCGUCUCGUGACACGAAGGGGUGGAGAAGUCGGUCACGUGAGGAGCUCGACCCAAGAUGGCCGCCUACCUGCAGUGGCGCCGCUUCGUCUUCUUCGACAGAGAGAUGGUGAAGGAGCCGCCGGGGUCGGAGGGGGUUGGUGGGAAGCCCUUCGUGCUGCCUCCGGGCAUCACGGUCUGCGACUCGGGCCGGGGAAGCCUCGUGUUUGGAGAUAUGGAAGGUCGGAUCUGGUUUUUGCCUCGCUCACUUCAGCUCAGUGGCUUCCAGGCUUACAAGUUAAGGGUAACACACCUGUACCAGCUGAAGCAGCACAGUAUCUUGGUUUCUGUCGGUGAGGAUGAAGAGGGCAUUAACCCACUGGUUAAAGUAUGGAAUCUGGAGAAACGAGACGGUGGCAAUCCUCUUUGCACACGAAUUUUCCCAGCGAUACCGGGUAACAAGCCCACAGUUGUGUCCUGUCUAACUGUCCAUGAGAAUCUUAAUUUCAUGGCUAUUGGUUUUGCAGAUGGGAGUGUUGUGCUUACAAAAGGAGACAUCACUCGAGACCGGCAUAGUAAGACCCAGAUCCUGCAUGAGGGCAGUUACCCGGUUACUGGUCUUGCUUUUCGACAGUCUGGCAAAACAACACAUCUGUUUGUGGUGACCACAGAGAACAUCCAGUCUUACCUGCUUUCUGUGAAAGACUAUUCUCAUCUGGAGUUGGACACUCAUGGCUGUGGAUUGCGCUGUUCUUCUCUGAGCGACCCCUCCCAGGACCUCCAAUUCAUCGUAGCAGGAAAUGAAUGUGUGUACCUUUAUCAACCAGAUGAACGAGGCCCCUGCUUUGCUUUCGAGGGACAAAAGCUGAUUGUUCACUGGUAUCGGGGAUACCUCAUCAUUGUCUCCAAGGACCGAAAGACUUCUCCAAAGUCGGAGUUUGCUGGGAGUGAGGCACAAAAUUCAGACAAACAAGUCCUGAAUAUCUACGACUUGUGCAACAAAUUCAUUGCAUACAGCUCGAUCUUUGACGAUGUAGUGGAUGUCUUAGCAGAGUGGGGUUCUUUGUAUGUUCUGACCAGAGAUGGGAAGAUUCAUGUACUGCAGGAGAAGGAUGCCCAAACCAAACUUGAGAUGCUCUUCAGAAAGAACUUAUUUGAAAUGGCCAUUAAUCUAGCCAAGAGUCACCACUUGGACAGCGAUGGCUUGUCAGAGAUUUUCCGGCAGUAUGGUGAUCAUCUCUAUAACAAGGGGAACCAUGAUGGAGCCAUCCAGCAAUAUAUCCGAACUAUAGGGAAGCUGGAACCAUCUUAUGUUAUUCGGAAAUUCCUAGAUGCUCAGCGCAUCCACAAUCUCACUGCUUAUCUGCAGACACUCCACCUGCAGUCUCUUGCCAAUGCAGACCAUACUACGCUUCUGCUGAACUGCUAUACUAAACUCAAAGAUAGCACCAAAUUGGAGGAGUUCAUUAAGGCUAGUGAGAGUGAGGUCCGCUUUGAUGUGGAAACAGCAAUCAAGGUGCUUCGUCAAGCGGGUUACUACUCCCACGCUGUGUACUUGGCAGAAAAGCACGCCCAUCACGAAUGGUACCUCAAAAUCCAGCUAGAGGACAUUAAGAACUAUCAAGAGGCUUUGCACUACAUUGGAAAACUGCCUUUUGAUCAAGCAGAGAGCAACAUGAAGCGGUAUGGUAAAAUCCUGAUGCACCAUGUCCCUAAAGAGACAACAGAACUACUGAAGAACCUUUGCACUGAUUACCAGCCAUCAGGAGACAAUGAAGGCUCUGGGAUGCUGGAAGGGAAAAAGGCAAAUUCUGAGGAGUUCAUUCCAAUCUUUGCAAACAACUCCCGAGAACUGAAGGCUUUUCUGGAGCACAUGACUGAGGUGCAGUCUGACUCUCCACAAGGUGUCUAUGAUACUUUAUUGGAACUUCAGCUCCAGAAUUGGGCUCAUGAAAUAGAUAAGCAGAUCAAGGAGAAGCUGCACAAUGAAGCACUCACUCUCCUGAAGAGUGGAAGGUUCAAAACAGUCUUUGAUAAGGCCUUGGUCUUAUGUCAGAUGCACAAUUUCAAGGAUGGUGUCCUCUACCUCUAUGAGCAGGGCAAACUUUUCCAACAGAUCAUGCACUACCACAUGCAGAACGAGCAGUACAAGAAAGUGAUCGAGGUGUGUGAGUUGUACGGGGACCAAGAGGCUUGUCUUUGGGAACAGGCUCUUGGCUACUUUGCACGGAAGGAGGAGGACUGCAAGGAGUAUAUUGCUGCAGUGCUGAAACACAUAGAGAACAAGAAUCUUAUGCCUCCACUUCUUGUUGUGCAGACACUGGCUCACAACUCCACAGCCACAUUGUCUGUGAUCAAGGAUUAUCUUGUCAACAAGCUGCAGAAGCAGAGCUACCAAAUAGAGCAAGAUGGGCAGAGAAUACAAAAAUACAGAGAAGAAACCACAAGGAUCCGUCAGGAGAUUGAAGAGCUAAAAGCAAGUCCCAAGAUCUUUCAGAAGACCAAGUGUAGCAUUUGCACCAGUGCCCUGGAGCUGCCCUCAGUCCAUUUCCUGUGUGGUCAUUCCUUCCACCAGCAUUGCUUUGAAAGCUACUCUGAGAGCGAUUCAGAAUGUCCUACUUGCUUGCCUGAAAAUCGCAAGGUGAUGGACAUGAUCCGAGCCCAGGAGCAGAAGAGAGAUCUGCAUGAUCAGUUUCAGCAUCAGCUUAAGUGCUCCAAUGAUGGCUUUUCCGUUGUCGCUGACUACUUUGGUCGAGGCGUUUUUAAUAAGCUCACCCUCAUCACAGAUUUGCCCUUGGGAAAGUCAGCUACGACCAUUGAGGCUGGCCUCCAGAGGGAGCUGCUCAUGCACAAUAAGCGCAGUACCUGAGCUGGGGACGUUGCACCGUGCGUCUUCUCGGGUUGUACGGGUUUACGGCGUGGGCGCGCGCUUUGCCCCCACAUCUCCUUUCGUCCUCCGAUAAUAAAUGGAACUGACUCGGC